AUGUUUUUCGAAAAUUUUCUUUCUUUCUUUUCUCUUUCUUUCUACAUUUUAACCAUAUCUUUUCUAUCUAUAAAAUUCUUUUCUUUCUUUGUUUUUCUUUCAUUCUUUCAACUUUUUACAUUUCCUUUUUCUAUCUAUAAAUCGUCCUUCCUUCCUUCCUUCCUUCCUUUCUUCCUUCCUUCCUUUCUUCCUUCCUUCCUUUCUUCCUUUCCUUCCUUCCUUCCUUCCUUUCCUUUCUUCCUUCCUUCCUUCCUUUCCUUCCUUCCUUUUCCCAGUGAUUCCUUUCUUUCUUUCUCCAGCGAUUUCUUCCUUACUUUUUUCAGUGAUUUCUUUCUUUCUUUCUUUCUUUCUUUCUUUCUUUCUUUCUUUCUUUCUUUCUUUCUCCACCUUUUUUUCUUUCUGCGUUUCCCCUCGUACUUACCCUUCCCCCUCCUCCUUGUAUGUUAUUUUUCCUCUUCUUCUUCUUUGUUCUUUCCCCUCUUCUUCAGUUUCUCUUUUUUCCUUGCUGUUUUUCUAGUUCUUUUUCUAGUUCUUUCCCCCUUUUCUUCUUCUUUUUCUUCUUUCUUCUGUUUCUUGUUCUUCUUCUCUGUUUUUGUGCUUCUUGUUGUUGUUGCUGUUAAUAUUUUUCUUUGCUCUUCUUCUUCUUCUUCUUCUUCUUCUUCUUCUUCCAGUUCUAUUCCCUCAUUUUCUUGUUCAUUUUCGUUCUAUUUUUUCUUUGUUGUUGUUAUUCAUCUACAUUCUUUUUCGUCUUUGUUUUUGUUCUGUUUCUUCUUCUUCUUCUUCUUCUUCUAUUCCCUCAUUUUCUUGUUCAUUUUCGUUCCGUUUCUUUUUCUUUAUUGUCGUCGUUGUUCUUUUUCUUCUUCUUUUUCCGGUACCCAGCAUCCUACUUCAACAUCCCACUGGAAUUUCCCGACAUUCCCGUAA
Acanthosepion pharaonis is the source of this 924-nucleotide messenger RNA. NCBI's taxonomy places the organism in Eukaryota, Metazoa, Mollusca, Cephalopoda, Sepiida, Sepiidae. The record is from the annotation of a GenBank genome assembly.